CUCCAAUUCAUCAAGAAUAUAUGCUAUGAUCAUCUCCCGUGGCAAAUAUUUCAAGAAACUCAUCUGUUUGAUAUGUAUAUGGACCCUGGCCACCUUCUUAUCAGCGAAGGAGUACUUGAUACUGGUGGUGGUGCUGCUGCUGACAGAUUUCCGCAAUGGAGUGUACAAGAAACAAGGGAGUUAUUGAUGGUUAGGGCAGAACUGGACUCAAAGUUCAUGGAGACAAAGCGUAACAAGCUUCUAUGGGAAGUUAUCUCUACAAAGAUGAAGGAGAGGGGUUAUAAUCGCAGUGGCGAGCAAUGUAAAAGCAAGUGGAAGAAUCUUGUUACCCGUUACAAGGGAUAUGAGACGAUGGAACAAGAAGGUACGAGGCAACAGUUCCCAUUCUACGAUGAGUUACAAACGAUCUUCGCAAAUCGCAUGCAAAGGCUACUCUGGAUGGAAGCAGAAGGUGUUGCAAGUGGAUCCAGGAAAAGAGAGAUGAAGUUUGCUUCGGACAAUGAUGACAGUGAUAUGGAGAAGGCAAGUGGAAGUAAGAUCACAAAGAAGAAGAAGGGUAUAGUGAGUAGUAGCCAAUGUAACCCUGAAGAUACAAGCUGCAGCAACGUGAUUAGUAACUUAAAGGAGAUAUUCGAAGAGUAUAUGAAACAUGAAAUGCAAUGGAUGGAAUGGUAUAAGGCAAAAGAAGAAGAGAGGAGGAUGAAGGAGCUGGAGUGGAGGCAGACAAUGGAAGCAUUAGGCAAGGAGAGAACAAUGUUGUAUGAGAGAUGGAGGGAAAGAGAAGAGCAAAGAAGCAUGAGAGAGGAAGAUAGAGCGCAGAAGCGAGAUGCUCUUGUAACUGCACUUUUAAACAAGCUUAGAUCUCAAGGCUUAUAG
Lactuca virosa is the source of this 876-nucleotide messenger RNA. The record is from the annotation of a GenBank genome assembly. Lineage: Eukaryota; Viridiplantae; Streptophyta; Magnoliopsida; Asterales; Asteraceae.